CAGUCCGGGAGCUUCACUCUGACGGAGGAAAGUGAGCAGGGAGGGUUGGUCAACGUGGCACGAAGGGACCCCCCCCAACCCCCUGUAUUUACCAACAACAGGCGCCUGUUUCCCAACACUGUACCGUCCUAGCGCACGGACUCUCUCUGAAAAAAGCUUCCCUCUACCUCGACUAAUAAAUGCCAAGAGAAACAAGACAAGCGCCAACAGAUAAGGAUCGCUGCUCAGAAGUGGAGAGAAAGACGAACAGUCGGACAAACACGUAGAGAAAAAAAAACAACCCAACAAAAGCGCACGGAUCGUCGCCGUUGCCUUUCUCAAUGCAUACCCUUUGUGCCCGGGGAACGAUGAAACCAGAGAUCAACGCCGCCGUCGGAUUUCUGUCGAGAUUUCUGAGGGUAAAAGGACACGUAAACGAUCGACAGGUCCAAACAUUCAGCCAAAGCUUACAGGACAUUUUGGCAGAGCAAUAUAAGCACCACUGGUUCCCAGACAGGCCCUGCAAGGGUUCAGGUUACCGCUGCAUCCGCAUUAACCACAAGAUGGACCCACUGGUGUGGCAGGCAGGCCAGCGCAUCGGCCUGACCAUCCAGCAACUCUACCUGCUGCUGCCCAGUGAGCUCACACUCUGGGUGGACCCUUUCGAGGUGUCCUACCGCAUCGGCGAGGACGGCUCCAUCUGCGUCCUGUACGAGUCCCAGCCCGGCCCCGUAGGAAUGCCGAUGGCCGCCACCGCCAGCUCCCCCUCAGGAAACAGCGGGUCGGUGAGCCCCAUGGUGGACAGUCACAUCAGCUGCAAGGAGGAACUGAUGGUGCUGGGCAGAACCAGUCCCUCCAAAGCCUACAAUAUGAUGACUGUGUCCAGUUAAAGAGGCACACCGUCACCCCGGCCUACUUUUGUUCAGGGUCACGCCAUGCUUGGUCAGAUCAUGUGACCAGAUCAGGGUGAGCCUUUUUAAAGCUAAGAAUAUGAAAUGAAAUAGUGAAAGAAGAGAAAAGAAAAAGAAAAAAAAAA
Messenger RNA from Seriola dumerili (greater amberjack), 1015 nucleotides. It is a transcript of the gene btg1, whose product is annotated as BTG anti-proliferation factor 1. Gene Ontology annotation, biological process: negative regulation of mitotic cell cycle; negative regulation of cell population proliferation. The record is from RefSeq and is a predicted model, not a curated record. Gene Ontology annotation, cellular component: cytoplasm; nucleus. Bases 321 to 869 code for a protein of 182 amino acids. The transcript is spliced from 2 exons. NCBI's taxonomy places the organism in Eukaryota, Metazoa, Chordata, Actinopteri, Carangiformes, Carangidae.